Porites evermanni is the source of this 9061-nucleotide messenger RNA. The record is from the annotation of a GenBank genome assembly. NCBI's taxonomy places the organism in Eukaryota, Metazoa, Cnidaria, Anthozoa, Scleractinia, Poritidae.
AUGAAAAAAAAUUGUCCAAGGAAAUGCGGCUACUGCAGUAAGUAUCCGAAAUGUUAAACUUUCAAGACAUGAUGUGUGAUCUUACUCGUCCCAGUCCUCUUUGUAUUUGUAUUUGUAUUUUAUUUUUACUCCAUCCUUUAGAUAAUACCUUGGUUGUACAAUAUCAAUUAGUACAAGGUUGAUUAAACUACGUGUACAUAAUAAAAAAAGAAAGUUAGAAUGGAGAAAGGCACAUUAUAGAAAACUAAUUAUGGCCCUUUAACAGGAUUGACUUUACUCUUAUAUAGCUUUGUUAUUCAUUAUAACACAAACACGCACGCAUUUUCUUUGCGCGUAACGCAGAGCGGGAGCAGGGGUGACCGCGGCCACCAGGGAGAGAUAACAAGGAACGACUGGGGACGAGUCAGGACACGUGAUAUUAGAGAAUUAACGAAACAGGCGGUCGCGGAGAAAAUCGGCUUCCGUGGGGCACGAAAAAGGAACCUGAGUAAUUUUUUUCCAAAUUUACAACAACAAAAAAAUAGUAUUGUGGAUUUCAAAGGAAAAGAAUGGGAGCUCGCCGUCACAAGCGUCAACAUAACAGCGGCUGUUAUGGCUACGUUUGUGACCAUUGAACCACGAAUCUCAAACGCGUUGUCAUUAAACAAUUGCAACGUACUUUCUCCCGUUGUGGGCGGUGCUCACCAGCAAUAGCCGCAUGAGUACAAAAUUUCUAGAUAUACUCGUCUUGUUGUUGUAACUUUAUUGAUGCUGAAACUUCAAGAGCGAAUGUUGUGGAAACACUCAGCCUUAUACGGGUAUCUAUCGGUUAGGCUUAAUAGAAAAAAAAAAGUAGCGCGACUAAAUGUUAAACUCAGCGCGCACAACAAUCCUGAGAAACUGAUUGCACUCUAUAUGCGGAGGUUCUAUGCAGAGUUACUUGUUUGAUUUUAAAGACGGUGGUUAACUACCGUGAAUAUCGGUCAGCGGUCAGCGAGAAAGAUGAGGUAGGUACUUCGUAUAUAAGUACCUACCAAAGAUGGCGGUAAUUUUUGAGCUUCGUUAAAUUUACAGUGAAUUUAGCUCAUCAAAGCCGCGGUUUCCUCUUGUUUUCUUCUUUUUUCGUGUUUCAUAUUGUCCUAAUUCAUCUGCAUACCAUUAUGGGUCUAAUGACAGAAGAAUCGAGUCAAGAAUUUGUGCUUCAGUUUUCUUGCUGACCUGUAAUUUAAUUUUAUUUAAUGCUGAUGUCAACUGGCUGCCUGGCUCCGCUAGCCCCCGUGGUUAUUCCAGGCAGCCAGUACUCUAGUUUUUACUUUUAAUAUUUCCGUUGUCGUAAUUUAUUUUGAGCAAGAGUGAGUCCAAAUAAGGAUUAUUGUGGUUGUUCGUGAAUGUAUUUUUCUCUUUAGUUAUAAUAUUUUCUAUUAAUUUAAAUUGUCUUUUUAAAUUCAUGAUUUUUAAGGUGGUCCAACCGAACCGCCAGGUGAGUGUUUUCCUAAUGCAUGCUAUAAUAAAUACAGUCGACUCCCGAUAACUCGAACCCUCGCUAACUCGAACCAAAAUCGAUUUCCCCUGGAUUUCCGUCAUACAUUCACUGUAAUUUUACCCUCGGUAACUCGACCCUCGAUAACUCGAACUCCCGCUAACUCGAACCAAUUUUCGUUUCCCCUCAGGUCAUUUUCUAUAUAAUUUUACCCUCGAUAACUCGAACCAUGUUUUGAUCCCGACCACGAAGAUAAAAAAAAAAACGUCCAAACAGACUUUCCGACAGAUCGAGAUCUCAGACGCUUUCAAGACAAAAAUUGGUAGUUGCCCUGUGCGAGCAACAAUUAAAAAAAAACACUUCACUUCCGUUUGACGUGCGUCAAUCAAAAAUGCCUUUUUUUCUGUUUUCAUAAUAAAUUGCAAAUUUCACUUCAUGUCUCGUUUCAUUUUCACACGAAGUGACUUCAAUCUAGAGUUUGUAGAACAGAAGAACGGUUUGAAAGUCUAUCGGUGUCCCCUCUUCAAACUGAGCUGUAAGCCCCUGAAAUGAUCCCGACUCCGAAAUGAUCUCCAUUUCUCAUCACGUCGUCCCCGAAAUGAUCCCCAAACGGGAAUGAUAUCCUAAAACUAUGGAUCGAGCCAGAUCGAGCACAAUGCACAACAUUAAUUUAAGUUUCACUAAUAAUCUUCACUUGCCCGCAUUCGUUAAUGACAUUAAUUUGGGAUUACAAUUUGAACUGGAUUAAACAAAAAUAUUAUUUAAUACACAAAGUUUAGUAUAUUUUUGGUAACACCAUGAACCGCUACUGAUAACAUCAAGAAACAUGACAUUUUCUAUUAUUAAUAAUUUUAAUACUUAGGCCAUUAUAGCCCGGGCUAUGUUAAAACUGCAUGCCUUGGAUAAUGAAUGAAUUUUCAAAAUGACGUUUUAACACUUUUUAAAAUUUCAAAAUGAUGUUGAAGAUGAAAAAAGUAGACUUAAAGGCCAUUAGAUAACAAAAGCGCUAAGAAAUCACAUAAACCGUGGUGAAAUAUUAAAUGCGAUUAAAGAACGUAAACUCUGCAACAGACUUGCAAUAAUUUCGUGACGUAAUACCAUUCCAUUCCAAGAAUUAAAUGGGGAUCAUUUCGGGGUCGACGUGAAGAGAAAUGAGGAUCAUUUCGGGGUCGAUUUGGGGAUCAUUUCAGGGGCUGUACAGACACUUUUCUGCAAUUUAAUUCUCUUGAAGCAAUUCGAUCGCCAAAAUUAUCGCUACCCAUCCUUCUACUAUCUUGCAGAUUAGAUUAAAAGAUAUACAGCAGUGUUAAAAUUAACUUUCUUUUGUUUUAAAAUUUUACUGAUUAUCUUCCAUCUCCUAAUGUAGUGUGUGCAGACAAAUCCAGUCAUUGCAGCGGCUGGAAAGACUCUGGGUAUUGCAAACAGUCUAGUCAAUGGCACAACUACAUGAAAGCCAACUGCGCAAAGACCUGUGAUUGUUGUGGUGGCAGUUGUGGUGGUGGUGGAGGUGGUGGUGGAGUCUGCAGUGGUAAGUAAACGAAAAUCGUUUUAUAGUCAAGUUAUCUUCAAUCCUACGAACCCUACGAACCCGGUUGGCUCAAGGUAUGGUAUCUAAAUUCAGCCAGGAGACCUUAAAACCUGCUGAUUUAAUAUAUAUCUUUUAGAGCGGUUUUCAUUUGAGUGUCGAAAAGUAAUUGGUUUUGCACUUUCUACACGAUGCGAUUGGCUUAAAAGAUUCGCGCCACCUUUUCAUCCAAUCAGAAGUAAAACCAAAGCCAAUUGUGACGCGCUCGCAUGCAUUUUCCCGCGCUUUGCGUCAGCCACAUGUAAUUACUUCGAGUUUUGAUUGGUUCAAUGUAUUGUCUGUGUCCUAUGUGAUUGGCCAGAGUAAUUACUUUGGUUUUGGUUUUACGACACUCAAACGAAAACCACUCUAAACAUUUUAAUGGUUAUGUAGUGGUUUCAUGGCGUUAUGUUUAAAAAAAUUUAACGCCGUGACUCAUAGUCGAAAUGACUCAUCACUUUUCUGUUAAAGAGACACCCUGUAAGCACUGUGGAACUAAAAAGCGUGCUCCAUCUCUAAAUUAUUUACGAACCAGACUAACCCAUUUUAAUACUCUGAACACAGACGUAUUUUCGGUUGCCGGAAGCUACAACAGGAAAUACGCCUGCGUAGCUGGUGAUUUUACGUGCUAUGACCUUAAUCGCUCUUAAAUUAUGACUGAACAUUCUGGAUCGGAAUCAUCCCCUCGCUGAAGUGCCGGGGUUUUUCAUAUGUCUUUGCUCUGUAUUCUCGAUGAAAUCUCCGAGCUUCACUUACUGACCAAAAGUAUGCAGUUAAACAUGUUGGCGUUUACAAAACGAUCACUUCGCGAAAGUAAAAAAUGAAAAAUAAUUACGUUACUGACGAUCCAGGGGCAUCCAACGCCAAUUUUCGGAAAACAUCUGUUCGGAAAACGAUUUGAGAUUUAGAAUUUUCGGAACAUUUUCGAAACAUUUCUUGCUUGCCUGCCUCUCCUAGGAUUUUCGAACAUCUAAAAUAUGGUAUUAUUGCCCAUUUUUAAGGCAUUUUUAACUUAAAAAGGUCACCUAGAAUUUUCGGGAGCCUUUUUUCUGGCUGAAAUUUUCGAAAAAGUACGUUUUGAUCCCUAUAAUUUACGGAUCACUAGAGUUUCAGCUAGGAAAUCCGAACAGAUGAAAAAUUUUAAGGGGAUAAGAAUAUGCCUAGAUCUACUGUUAAAAUACUAAAAUACGUUUAACAAUACUAUUUUUAAGUGUUUUUGAACUAUAUUCUCGUUGGGUGCCCCUGACGAUCUACCGCCUCAUUUACCAAGAUUGAUAGAUCUUUCAAAUAAAAAAAAUUGCGAGAUUAACAACUGCUCUGUGAUUUCUCUCUCUUUCUCUUUCUAGUGAGUGGUGCAAGCUCCCACGUAAAGGCCUGUUCAUUUGACACUGAUACGUGUGACUGGCAUAAUGUACCUUUUGAUGAUGAUACAGACUUUGUUGUGCGCAGCCGCAGUACAGGAGGGCCGAGCAGUGGAGCGGGAGGUAGUGGUAAGUUGGGAACUAAUGUGAUUAUAUUUCAUAUUGCAUAGUUAAUGUACUAAAAAUUUGGAACGCACAUGGCGGGACGCCACUUAAAGGCGAGAUAUAUGAAUAGUAAUUUUUUCUUGCGCUGUGAUUGGCUAUACGAGAGAGUGAAAUAGAGUUGAAAUAGAGUGAAAUAGAGUUUACUUUGUCCGCUGGGAAUAGACCUUUCACACAUUCCGCUCUAGUGAGCAAACAUGAACAAGGAAAUGAGAUCGAGGCUCCUACGAUAGACAAUUUCAUAAAAAACGCUGUAUUUUUUCCGCCCAAGCCUUGACUUGGUAACUUUGUAUAUAGAAAUGCAGAAAAAGUCUAUUGACGCUAUUUUCACACAAGAAAAAGUGUAAUCUCUUUCGCCGCAUAAUAAGGGUGCCUGGAUAUUGGCCUCGCUUAUUUAGGCUGGUAUUCACCCUUUUUUUAUUUGCUUUUUCUAAUUUUUUGUGUGUGUAACGUUCCAGAGUUUCUCGCUUAAGUAACAAGAUAUUCACCUACUGUAACCACGCAAUAUUCAGUGGUGGAUUUAGAGAUAUGGUUCAAUUUCCCGUUCCCCAAAAUUAUAUUCGUCAGGAAAGUUUAAUACUUAAUCGAUCUAAUGAAAUUCAGACAAAGCUAUUUUAUCAGUUAAUCCAAGAAAGCAACUCUGGGUUCUUUAGGAACGUCACAUGUACUGCGCCUAUCACUAUAGUAAGCGUCUAAUUCGUAAUGGCGUGGAACAACCUUGUCUUUAGGGCAUUUGUCCAUUUUUUGAAUUUUGAAGGAUGAGCAAGACCUUUUUUUCAACUAGGAAAGUUUAUUGUCCUUGAGGGCAAUGGCAAAGCCCAAUUGAUGAUCCCCUUCGAACUGGUAUUAGCCAGCCAUGACAGUGACCAUGGCAAGAUGUGCAUUAGGUUUAACUACUACAUGAAUAGGUAAGUCAUUAGUAUCUUUUCCCUUUGUUAUCUAAGCAGCUGGUACCAUUCUUAAACAUUGUGUUAGUGUCGUAAUUUGCUGGCUCGACUUGAAAUACUACAGUCCAACGUUUGCAAAAACUCGAUAAUUUAUGAUAACAGAACCUCCUCAUGAUAACAUUAAUUUAUGAUAAUUUAGAAACUGAAUUGAGUUCAACCAUAGUUAAUAGAGUGGAAUGGUUAUGAAGCCCGUCAGACUCAUUUGUUAAAUGUUUUUGUAGCUUUGUGGACUUCACGGUGUACAAAGUUAAAUGGCAUUCCUAUCUUUUGAUCUUAAUGGCCAAUAAAAAAGUCGAAAAUAUGUGGCAAGCCUUCGAUACGAAGAUAAUGUUUUAUUCUCAUGCAAAUAAUAAUAAAUAUGAAAUAUAAAAAAAUAAAUUUUAAUUUUCACCACGAAAGAGCUUUUGCACUUGGUCUCAUUUCAAAACCUAAAGGGUCGAUUAUUUAAAGGAGGUCUAACUUAGUCCGCGGUUUACGAAAUCGUUGGACCUCCUGAUCUCUUUUUUGGUGGGUUAUUUUAAAAAGAUAAAUGUUUUUCUAGUCUACACUUUAUGCUUUCAUGAAACUGUUCACGAUAAAUUGUGUUUAGAUAAAAGCGUUGAGCAAACUGAAAAUGGUUUAGAACGGGUUUUGUUAAACACUGGCUAAACUCUGUUUAUAUAACAAGCCCAAAGUUUUUAAAACUCGCAAAUGUCCAAAGGAAAAGUUUUACAGUGCUUACUCAUUUCUCUGGCUGGUUUCUGUUUUUUUUAUGGGGCAGGGUCGUUAGCUCUACGCCAGACUUUCAAAAUGGAGGACCAGAGAGUUUCUCUUUGUCGUUUAGCAUUAGAUAACAUAGGGUGAAGCCAUAUUGGACACCUUAUGAGGUUUACACAACGCAUUAUUCUCUCAACGUAACGAGAACAGAACCCCACUAACCUUGUAGAAUUGCUAAACAAACAAACAAACAAACAAACAAACAAAGACUGUGCCGCGCCAGUUAUGGAGAGAGCACACUGGAGAGUUAAGCAAUAAUCUGUAGUGAUUAAGGUUAAGCACUAAACUGCGACGGUUAGCUUUCAAAUGUUGUAAUGGGAUACGGCAUACUUAAAACUUCCGGGAUUUUGCAGCUAUUCCUAGAUGGUGUAGUGGAUAUGGAUGUAGGUUAUGAUGCAAAUGGCUCGGGCUCAAAGCAUCCCAGUUCUGUUUAUCUAUCUUAUUUCAUACUUUCACAGUUAAGUUGGAAUUAAGUUGUUCUUCGUAUAAUUUUAGUGAAAGAAACGACCUGGCUUCAGCCGAUGUUACCUUAUGUUAACCCUCUUUGUCUGGUCUUUUCCCUUCGACCUUUUCGGCAUGGGUGGCCCUACCAGGAGUACAAGACUCCAGACAUAGCUUAAGGAGUCACACUGAGACACGCAAACUGCCCCACCACGUCAAGGUUGUGACCCCUUUUGUAGCAUGGCCUUAUGCGACUACUGGCGCGACAAUGAUUAUGAUGAUGAUGAUGAUGGUUUAAUCCCAAUUGUGUGCCAGAGAGCGGGGACGAUAAAAUUCUCCUAAUUGUUUAGUGAUCUACAAUAUUCAUCCGUAGGCGCAGGUCCUAGAGAAGAAUGAAGACGUGGGAAGAUAUGCAGAUAUAUGCAGUAUCACCAUGUUGUUACACAAAAAUUCAUUAUGAGUCAACUAUUGUGAUGAUGAUAAUUCCCGGUUUGCACUGUCACGCAAUGAAAAAUAAAAAUGCAAACCAUUGAAUACAGAACGUCUAGAAUCUGGGAAAUAAAAGGAAAUAAUUAUACAAAAAGCCUUGCCAAAAAUCAGGUCUGUGCAAUAUUUCAAAUGCGAGAUAUUCCGAAAAACGGUUUACCUAAAUUUAUAAAGCUUUGUAUGGAAACGCCAUGUUGGUGGGACAUCAAUGUGGCCUCCGGAUACCAACAGAAACUUCUGUUUUCGAGUUUUCCUACUAAUGGGUGAAUUCUUCGCUUGAUGAACUCAUAAAGAUUAAAGUAAUAUUUAUUCCGAGACAAGGAAUGUUGAGACAGCAAAAUCUCUCAAAAUCAAUAGUGCUUUUAACCCACAUAUAUAAGGGCUCUCCUGGCCGUCAGCUAGAUGCCGCGUCACGCAAAAGCCUGGAAAUUCAAGCGUCCUCUCUCGCAAAACGAAGAACCCUUUCGAACUUAAAAUUUGUUUAUAUAAAGGUGUUUAGGUGUUGCAAUACCUCGUGAAAGUAGAAACUCAGAAGAAUCGAUAGUGCAAACCAAGAACAAUGAUGAUGAUUUUGUUUAUUGAUCCGCAGUGGUACACUGGCGCUGUAUUCUGUCAAUAAUCGUCGGGGUUCACCAAGAACCAAACUUAAACAAAUGAGCAACUCUGGAUCACAGUGGAAAUGUGAGAAAGUACAAGUAGAUGUCAGCGUACGCUGGCAGGUAGGAGAAAUGAUGAUAUUGAUAAUGGCAGACAUUUUCGUCUGGCAAUUUCUAGUAAAGAGUAGAUUAUAGACAUUUCUACUGACCCAAAAAAUGUCAUACCUCAGAGAGCAAAGUCAGGGGCGGAUACAGGAGUUUUUUUGGGAGGGGUUGCACUCGUCUCUGGCUCUACUUCAACACCAAUAAACCACAUAGUUUUUUUUUUUGCAGAAUACCAGUUGUAUAAGAAAACCGCGGGUCAUCUCAGGAAGGGGGGGGUGCGCACCCCCUGCACCCUCCCCCUAGAUCCGCCCCUGAAAGUAAAUCAUAGAGUUGUAUAAGGCGUUAAGAGCAAGGCCAAUUUACAGUCAGCUCUCUCUCUUAACGGACACGUCUAUAAGACAGACCCCUCGCUACAACGGACAACUAGACCUUGCCUUUCUUUACCCUUUUAUUUGACUCUCUUUAAGAAGGACAUCUCUUUAAGAUGGACACAGUACAGUGCCGGUCCCAAAGGUGUCCGUCUUAUAGAGGGUUGAGUUGUUAACCCUAAUUUAAGCCCCAAUAGUGACCCACAUCGAAUUUCUCCCAACAAUAACACUAAGGACAUCUCUUUAAGAUGGACACAGUACAGUGCCGGUCCCAAAGGUGUCCGUCUUAUAGAGGGUUGAGUUGUUAACCCUAAUUUAAGCCCCAAUAGUGACCCACAUCGAAUUUCUCCCAACAAUAACACUGCUUCAAACAGACAGGUUAUGAGAAUGAAUGAAAUGAUCACCCAAGAUGAAAUGUUGUGAUGUUAGAACAAAUUCUCUCAAGCAGUACCAUAAGUAAUGUAUGAAGAAAAGUGUGGAGAAGAUGCAUGUUGAUGUUAGGGCUUAAAGGGUUAAAAGGAGUAAAGAAAGGCAGGGACCAACUGUAGGUGUCCGUCAAGAGAGAGUUAAAUACAACGUCAAAAAAAACAUAUACAGUCAACUUUCUCUCAGACGGACACCUUUUGGGACCUGCACUAUAUGGCCGUCUUAGAGAGAUGUCCUUCUUUUAGAGGUUUUCGUUAAGAGAGAAUUGACUGUAAGGGAUUUAUUGAUUUUUUUGACAAAUCUCCUUUGGUUUUAUAGUUGUUGUUUGAAGCAAAUAAGAAUGGAGGACCUAUUGCUCUAGACGACAUCAGUUUCACUGAUAACUGCUGA